AACAACUAAAAAAAUUAAAAAUAAAAAAUUAUAAUUUUCUUAACCUCUUUGCUUGCUAAAACCGAAGGUAUACUAUGAAAAAUAAAAAAUAAUUCGGGUCUUUGUUAAACUUCGAAUCAAAACAUUGUGGGGAAGUUUGAAAUUUCGCGCCGCACGGAGUUUCCUUCUGCAUCAUUUCAAAACUUCAGCAAUAUGCAGCAUUGCUAUUUCUACUGCCGACCAAGAGCUUUGACGCUGGUAGUUUUUCUACAAAUCUGCCUUUUUCUACCACAUGAAUCUUGGGCGGGUUACUAUGAAAAAAAGCUCCUGCAUAAACUACUUGAUACUUAUAAUGUGCUAGAACGCCCGGUUGCUAACGAGUCAGAUCCGCUCCAACUAAGUUUCGGAAUCACGCUGAUGCAAAUAAUAGAUGUGGACGAAAAGAAUCAACUACUUAUUACGAAUAUAUGGCUAAAACUGGAAUGGAACGACGUAAAUCUAAGGUGGAACUCGUCGGAAUACGGUGGUGUCAAAGACCUGCGAAUACCGCCACAUCGCCUCUGGAAGCCAGAUGUUCUUAUGUACAACAGUGCUGACGAGGGUUUCGACGGAACUUACCCAACGAACGUCGUAGUCCGCAACAACGGCAGUUGUUUCUACUUGCCGCCGGGAAUAUUUAAAAGCACAUGUAAAAUCGAUAUCACCUGGUUCCCUUUCGACGACCAAAGAUGCGAAAUGAAAUUCGGAAGUUGGACCUACGACGGCUUACAAUUGGAUCUUCAACUUCAAGAUGACAGCGGCGGAGAUAUUAGUAAUUUUAUUACAAACGGCGAAUGGGACUUACUUGGCGUCCCAGGAAAAAGGAACGAACUUUAUUACAACUGUUGCCCCGAGCCUUACAUCGAUAUUACAUUCGUCAUAAUAAUCCGAAGAAGGACCCUUUAUUACUUUUUUAAUCUUAUCGUGCCAUGUGUCCUAAUUGCAUCGAUGGCAGUUUUGGGGUUCACUCUACCUCCGGAUUCUGGAGAGAAAUUGUCCCUUGGGGUCACCAUUUUACUUUCACUGACGGUGUUUUUGAACAUGGUGGCGGAAACAAUGCCUGCUACAUCUGAAGCUGUACCUCUACUUGGAACAUAUUUUAACUGCAUAAUGUUUAUGGUAGCCUCGUCAGUCGUUUCUACCAUUCUCAUUUUAAAUUAUCAUCACAGAAAUGCUGAUACCCACAUUAUGUCGCCAUGGGUAAGGUUAGUAUUUUUAACAUGGCUUCCCAAAAUCUUGUGUAUGCACCGACCAGGAGGAGAUGAAAGCAAUGGAAGUAAUACUUACUCCCCACCACCUCGACCAUCUUCAGCCACAGCCGAUAGAAAGACAAUACACUUUCCAGACGUUGAACUUAAAGAAAGGUCGUCGAAAAGUUUACUAGCAAAUGUGCUGGAUAUCGAUGAUGAUUUCCGACAUAACUACCGUGGUGGUGGAACACCUACUCCUAUGCCAGCUACUUUUUACCGGACUGUAUUCAGGAAUAAUGAAGAAAGUAACAAUGGAAGCGGACCACGUGGACAAGAACAAGGCAUCGUUUCAUCCCAGCAUAACCUGCUGAGCCAAGAAUAUGAACUAGCAAUGAUCCUAAAAGAAAUCCGCUUCAUAACGGACCAGAUGCGCAAAGAAGACGAGGCACAUACCAUAACGAGGGAUUGGCAGUUCGCUGCAAUGGUAGUCGACAGACUGUGCCUUAUUAUAUUUACCUUAUUCACCAUAAUUGCCACUCUCGCUGUGCUCUUCUCGGCGCCACAUAUCAUCGUUUCGUAGCCCGAGCCUGUUGCAACUGCGUAGUAGGUAAAAACUCAACCGUUCGAACUGAGUUUGCAGCUACUGCGCGUUGAUAAAAUAAUUGUCCUCUUCUUGCUUAUGCGCAGCGACAAGUUGA
Molecule: messenger RNA, 1906 nt
Organism: Anthonomus grandis grandis
Lineage: Eukaryota; Metazoa; Arthropoda; Insecta; Coleoptera; Curculionidae
Gene: nAChRalpha7
Product: neuronal acetylcholine receptor subunit alpha-7
Exons: 9
Coding region: 193-1788 (531 amino acids)
Biological process (GO): nervous system process; regulation of membrane potential; monoatomic ion transmembrane transport
Cellular component (GO): neuron projection; synapse; postsynaptic membrane
Molecular function (GO): acetylcholine-gated monoatomic cation-selective channel activity; transmembrane signaling receptor activity
Source: RefSeq, a predicted model, not a curated record